AUGGAAGGAGCGUUCCUGGAUACUCCCGUUAUGGACUUCGUAACGGACGUCAACUUUCUGGACUUGCCUCUGCAGUCGCCCGGGCAGCCCAAACCGACCUCGGCCACGUCUUUGCACGCCGCGGACCUGCGAGGGCUUUAUGGCGAUAUCGCUUCCGUUCGUGACAUUGGGGAAGGGCCGGUUCCUUUCGCUGGAAAGGUGUGUCUGGGCUCUCUGGGGAUGGAGAUGUCGCCUGAGUACGACGUCGGCCCAUUAACGGGCCGAUCGAAAAGGAAACGCGUGAUCACCACAUCCCAGCGCCAGGCCGCCAACAUCAGGGAGAGAAAAAGGAUGUUCAGCCUAAACGAGGCCUUUGAUGAACUGCGGAAGAAGGUGCCCACCUUCGCCUACGAGAAGAGACUCUCCAGAAUCGAAACCCUUCGGCUAGCUAUUGUGUACAUCUCCUUUAUGACAGACCUCCUGAAGGAGAACGAAAGAGAGACCGAAAGCUGAUCAUGAAAAAACGGCGGAUGGCUUUGAAUGACGGAAACAAUGUGAAUUAAGUUAUGUUCAUGUCCUUUAGGACAUCCUCUUCAAAGAUUUGCUAUUUUUUUAUUACAGACAUACGAAUAUUAGAUAUAUGUCCGCAUACAUAUCAUCAUAAUAAAAAGAACAUUGUAUACAUGUCGUGGGCAUUGCGACCCACACACGAUGCACGCUAUUGCUGGAUGUUUCAUUUUUCGAUUAAUACAUUUUUAAUUUGUUGAAUAUUGAAUCAGCGCGUGAAGCUGACGGCUAUUAAAAGGCUCCGAAUUUAAGACAGGCAAUUGUAUUUUAAAUAAUGGGGGAGGAC
This is a messenger RNA of Lepisosteus oculatus (spotted gar), 832 nucleotides long. RefSeq names its product fer3-like protein (gene ferd3l). Gene Ontology annotation, molecular function: RNA polymerase II transcription regulatory region sequence-specific DNA binding; DNA-binding transcription factor activity, RNA polymerase II-specific; protein dimerization activity. NCBI's taxonomy places the organism in Eukaryota, Metazoa, Chordata, Actinopteri, Semionotiformes, Lepisosteidae. Gene Ontology annotation, biological process: developmental process; regulation of transcription by RNA polymerase II. The record is from RefSeq and is a predicted model, not a curated record.